CUCUCUCUUUGAAUGAUACAGCAAAUGGCAGUUUCCUCCUCCCUUGCUAGUCAAAAAAUUUUGCAGUAUAAAUUAGUCCCCACCCUAAGCUUCCAACAAAAUAUUAAGUACUCUCUUUAUUUCUCUCUACCUUUAUCUGUUUCUUGUGCAGGGCUCUCUCUUACAAAAGAAAUGAAAUCAUUUAAUUUCUUUGGUGUUCUCAUCCUUAUGUUGUUUUGUUCAAUCCUGUUUGCAGUCGAGGCCCGUCCUCUCAAUGGUGCCUCGAUUUAUUAUCUGUCAUUGAAUGCUGUAAAGGCUGGUCCGAGUCCUGGCGCAGGACACAAAUUUACCGAUGCGAAAACACUUGGGGGAAUUAAGGAUUCUGGUCCGAGCCCCCCUGGCGAUGGACACAAAUUUACCAAUGCGAAGACACUUGGGGGAAUUAAGAAUUCUGGUCCGAGCCCUGGUGAAGGAAACAAAUUUACCAAUGCUUACACACAUGGAGUAGUUAAGAAAUCUGGUCCAAGCCCUGGAGAUGGCCACUAGUUUGCCUUGCAAUUGCAUGGAGCUCAAUAUAUAUCUAUUCUUUAAUUCCAUUAUUUUAAUUCUUUACUGUUAGUAGUGGGACACGAAAUAUAUUGAUUUUUUAGUGUUUUACGUAUAAUUCUUUUUCCAUGUAAUGUUGAAUUUUUCAUUUUUAUGGAAUAACAAAAAGGUUUGAAUUGUA
Molecule: messenger RNA, 706 nt
Organism: Olea europaea var. sylvestris
Lineage: Eukaryota; Viridiplantae; Streptophyta; Magnoliopsida; Lamiales; Oleaceae
Product: precursor of CEP16-like
Exons: 1
Coding region: 13-525 (170 amino acids)
Biological process (GO): innate immune response; regulation of developmental process
Source: RefSeq, a predicted model, not a curated record